CAUAACACCCUUUUCAUUUUUUCUAGUCCAAAAAAAUUUUCUCACCUUUGUUUUACUUCUUCAGUUCUUCUUCUUCUUAGUGAUUUUCUUUAAAAGGCAUAAAAAAUCUCCAUCCCAACUUUCAUUUCAUAACAAUCUCAUCUUUACCUUUGUGUUAUUGUGUAUGUGUACAUAACAUACAAAUAUUUUCUUCUUUGAUUACUUACUAUUUGUAAGAAAAUUUAGAAUUCCUAGGUACCCUUUUAAUUUGGUGUUGAAUUUAUGUUUCAAAACCUAGCUGUUUAUUGGAAAUUGUAGGAGUUAUUAGUUGAUCAAAUUCAAAUACCCAAUUGUUGAAAAAGAGGUACUCUUUAAGAAUCAGAGAAAAAUCUGCUAAAAAUUUAGCAAAAUUUCUCUAGUACUUGUUAAGAGUUGUAGGAACAAGGAAUGGAAAACAUGGCUGAUCUUGCUAAUGAACAAGAACCAAUGGACUUACCGCCCGGAUUCCGAUUUCACCCUACCGACGAGGAGUUGAUCAGUCACUAUUUAGCACCAAAGGUUGUUGACAAUGAUUUCUCAGCUAGAGCUAUUGGAGAGGUUGAUUUGAACAAGUGUGAACCAUGGGAUUUACCAAAACGUGCAAAAAUGGGAGAAAAAGAAUGGUACUUCUUUUGUGUAAGGGACAGAAAAUACCCAACUGGAUUAAGAACAAACCGAGCAACUGUGGCAGGUUAUUGGAAAGCUACAGGGAAAGACAAAGAAAUCUAUAGGGGAAAAUCCCUUGUAGGUAUGAAGAAAACCUUAGUUUUCUACAAAGGCCGAGCCCCGAAAGGCGAAAAAUCGAAUUGGGUUAUGCAUGAAUAUAGACUUGAAGGCAAAACAUCUCUUCAAAAUCUCCCUUCUAAUGCAAGAAAUGAAUGGGUGAUCUGCAGGGUAUUUCAGAAGAGUGCAGCAGGAAAGAAACUUCCUUUUCUAGGAUUAACAAGAUCAGACUCGUUUGGCAAUGAGUUUAACCCUUCAAGUAAUUUGCCACCUUUAAUGGAUUCCUCACCUUACAAUACCAAUUAUGGUGGUGCUUCUUCUCACGUGCCCUGCUUCUCCAAUACCAUGGAAACUAAUCCCCAAACAAGCCAUUACCAAAACACUAAUCAACCCUCCUAUGAUGGGUUGAUCAACAAUCCUUACAACUCGAUUCCCUUGAAUUCGAGCGAAAAUCCUUAUUUCCCUAGGUUUGGAGGUAUGAAUCCUUUCUUGCCUUCUCAAACAGGAUCUUAUUCAGGGAAUUACAUGUUAUCAGACCAACAUAUUCUCAAGGCUAUUCUUGAAAAUCAUGGAACAGAGAUGAAACAGAGCAUGAAAACAGAGGCAGUGAAUUACAGUGCUUCACAAGAUACUGGUUUAAGCAGUGAUAUGAAUGCUGAAAUCUCAUCAGUUGUUUCAAAUUAUGACAUGGGUCGGAGGCCAUUUGAUGAUCCGGAUGAACCAUCGACGUCCGGUGGACCGAUUGAUUUGGAUACUCUUUGGAAUUAUUGAAGAAAUUAUACAGCAGAAGAAGCAGAGGUGAUCUUAGAUGACAUUAGGAAGAACAAAAAAUUACAAAAAAAAAAAUUAUAUAUAUUGCAGAUUAUAUUUACCACGUUAAAUUAUUGAAGGUUUCUACUAGUUUGAUGUAUAGAAUUUACUGAAUCCAAUUAAGGAGACAGAUGGAAUACGAUAAUAUUCUGUAUUAUAUGAUAUAGUCAAUAGCAUACAAUUUAACAACUGGUCUAGUCUUCUUUUGUUUCUUAUUUUUAUACCUUGAUUUGGUGGUUAGUCUUUUGAAUGUAAUUUGUUAGAUUGAAUGUAUUGAAGAUUAGUGCCAUAUUGAUUCAGAUUAGUGAAUUUUUAUCAUCAGUUUGUUUAUUUAAUGUGGAGUUAA
This is a messenger RNA of Beta vulgaris subsp. vulgaris (sugar beet), 1897 nucleotides long. RefSeq names its product NAC domain-containing protein 100. The record is from RefSeq and is a predicted model, not a curated record. Lineage: Eukaryota; Viridiplantae; Streptophyta; Magnoliopsida; Caryophyllales; Amaranthaceae. Gene Ontology annotation, molecular function: DNA binding. The transcript has 3 exons. The coding region runs from base 427 to 1512 and encodes 361 amino acids. Gene Ontology annotation, biological process: regulation of DNA-templated transcription.